CAGGCACCCCGGGGGAGUCCGAUUUUUGAGCCAGCUUCCUGUUUUCUUGCUUGGCAGCUUUACAACAACCCUUUUUUUCUGCAAAAGCCUGGUGCUGUGGAGUGCGACUUUCCGUUGCACGCCAGCAAAUAAACUUUUCAGCCCGGUAACAAAUUCCGCGACCGUGAAGGGACUCUGAAUCCAACUGCGUUACCUUAGCCGGUGGCUCGUAUACCCCCAGUCGGGGGACUGGGUUCCGAACUCCCUCCGAUCGGCAGAGUCAGCCUUCGCUGCUUUCUGGUUUUAACUUCGGGGAGAGAAACUUGUUUGGGGUUCGGAAGACAUCCUUUCGGUGAGCGAGAACGUACGGAUAACUGACUGCCGGUAAUUUUCUUCGUGUUCGACCUCAGCCGAGAGGCCCUGGGUAAGGAGUUUUCCCUCUUAGAAAGGAAAACGGGGGGUUACACUCACAGAGGGUCUCUUGGCUAAUUGGAUUUCUUGGAAAACCGUGUGAGCGGCUCUGUGUGACCUGCUGAGAAUUAAUUUAAAUAAUUCGGAGAUAAAAUGGGAAAUAAGAAUUCAGUCCCAAAGUAUACUCCCUUGGGUUGCAUCCUUAGGAACUGGGCAGUGUUCGCGAGUGACUUCAUCACGAAGAAAAAGAUGAUAUUUUUCUGUAAUACUGUCUGGCCACUGUAUUCCUUGGGUUCGGGAGAAAAAUGGCCUAAGAAUGGUUCCUUAAAUUACAAUACUAUCUUGCAAUUGGAGUUAUUUUGCAAAAGGGAGAAAAAAUGGUCUGAGAUGAGCUAUGUACGAUCUUUUAUGUUGUUAUACCAGAAUGAGGAAAUUCAGAUAAAAUACAUGAUUUGGGUGCCAAAGAGUCCCCAAAAAGAGGAAACUUCCCUUGAUUCUCGUAAUAAGGAAGAGAAUUCAUUACCCGCGCAGUUAAAUACUACCACUGGGCCACCUCCCCUUGGAACUGCUGGGGACCUUGUCCCCCGACGUUCGGCACCUCGGGCCCCAGCUCCAUCCCCUUCUCCAGAUUCCGGAGGACCUGUAGUGGUCUCUAGGUCUCAUACCUGCCAGGAUACCUCGUUGGACCAGAGGGCCACCCAAAUUCAGGCAGGAAGAUCGCCCCUGAAUGAGGUGCUGAUCGGUUUCAUCUUAGUGCGUUCCCAGUUUUCCACCUCUGACCUGCUGAACUGGAAAACCAAGAUGCCUCCUUACCUAGAUGACCCUAUUGGAAUGAAGAAUUUUUUUGCCUCUAUUUUCGCCAUCCAUAAUCCAACAUGGGCAGAUAUUCAGACCCUCCUAAAAUUUUUCCUCACACCAGAGGAACAUAGCCUGAUCCUAGAACAAGCUCGUGCUGAAGCCGAUAAGAUGCACGAGGAAGCUCCUUAUAAUCCGGUGAGAGCCCUUGGAGACCUGGCCAUCCCCACCACUGACCCUCGAUGGAACCCCCAUGAUGAGUGGGAUAGAAAUAGGCUGGAGCAUUACCGGAGCUGCAUCCUGAGUGGUCUGAAGAAUGGAGUCCCCAAACAAAGAAGCCUCAAUAAAGUUCUGCAGGUUAGACAGAAGCCUGACGAGGACCCCUUUGAGUACAUGGAAAGAAUGUUUAAGGCUUAUCGGCAGUAUGUGGAUAUAGAUCCGGAAGCUCCAGAGAAUCUACACAUGGUCAAUGAAACCUUCAUAAGGCAAGCUGCCCCUGACAUUUACAGGAAAUUGCAAAGCGUGAGAGGGGCUUCAGGAAUGCCCACAAAUCAGUUGGUUGAGAUUGCUUUCCAUGUUUUCCAAAACCGAGACAAGGUCCGGCAGAAGGAGAAAGAGCGCAGGAUGCGGCAGAAGGCAGCCUUGCUGGCGGAUGUCUUGAGGCAGGUGUGGUCAGACCCUCACCAGUGUGCACACCAGGCUGGUGCCGGUCCCAGGGUAAGAAACCCGAGGCCCGCAAAUUUGGGAUCCAGAGGCCACCCAAUCGUAGGACCAAACCAGUGUGCCUACUGCAAACGAGAGGGACACUGGAAGAGGGAGUGCCCCUCUCUGAAUAGGUAUUAGCCAAACUUCCAGAUGCCCCCGCCCUCCGGUCAUCCUUCCCCAUCUUCCGCCCAAGAACUCUCCAGGAAAUCUGGGCCCUGGGGACUCCUGACAGCCCUACAGCCUUCAUUGAAAUUUCCCCAUGGAACCCCGGGUCACCUUUUUUGGUGAAAAAGACACGUAACAGGUCUCUUGGUGUAGACUAGUGCUACCUAUGGAGGACAAUGCCAGGGGCAUUUGCGUGGUCCGGGUGGCUUAGUGGGUUAACUUACCUACCUUGGGCUCCAGUCAUGACCUCAGGAUCUGGGAUCAAGCCCCGAAUGUAUUUUUUUCCUUACCCUGUAAAUUCCUCACUAACUUCGGUCUUUUUUUUUUUUUUUUUUCCUGAAAUGCGUAAAAACUCCCUGCCUGGGUCAUUUUUUGGUCUCAAUUUCCUUAUUGGGCUUUGUAACAAAGGUUUGGGUUUUUUCCUCCUUUCCUGUCUCUUGUAAAUUGAAUUCUUUGUCUAGCUGGAAGACCUUGAGGGUAGAGGAAGAAUUUCCCCUCCCAGUAGUUGGCAUAGUGGGUAGGAUAUUUUGCUGGGCCAAAGCUGGUCCCAGACACUGCCACCACUGAGAUCCUGGGACAUCUGAUAAUACAGCUGGCAGAAGGUAGGAUUUUCUUUUUUUUUUAAACACAUGGUGUGAGCCUUCUGGAAUCUCUGUCUGCAGAGUCUAAUGGAACAAGAGUCUUUUGUACUUUUCUCUAAAUUUCAAUUAGCAAGAGAAAAUACUAGGGGAUUAGCUCCUUGGGCUUUGCAACUCAUGGGGAAAAUUUGGCAGCACCCUCUGGUUGCUGAUUAUUUUUUCCCAGAGAUGGUCUUCAUUGGUGUGUGUCUUCUGUGUUCUUUGUUCAUAAAAAGGAAUGAGCAUAGGGCAGGCAUAUAGGGCAGAUCCCAGAAGUCUCAUUUUUUCAGUUUCUGGUUCUCACCAGACCAGCAUCUGUUUGGACAAACUGCUGUGAGUCCCUCUAUAAAAGCCAGAUGCAGUUUUUCCUUUUGUCAUGUUCUGUGCCCUAAGAGCUUGCCUUUGUGACCAGUGAGAACAUUCUCUCUGGUUUCCAACAUCCAGACAGUGCAGUUACUGGGGUGUGCCUUGGGUAUCCACGUAGAGUACCCCAGAUAGGCUGGGGAUCUUGGACACCAUUAACAAAAAGCACACUCAGACCAGCCAUGACACUUCUCAGGAGAGUUUCAUAAGAAGUCCCAGCUUAUAAGGGGCAUUUUGUUGUCUAAAGGGUCAGUGCUGGAAAAGUCCCAUUCCAGUUAGUCCCUGCCCAGUGUCACAGAUUAGUGGGUCUGUAACUGGAGGCAUCUCAGAUUUGUGGGAGACCAGAGACAUCCUUACCACCUAUGCAAUGGAGGUCUUUGCUUUCUUAGAUUAUUUUGGGGGAAUAAACUUGGAUCAUGGGGA
Messenger RNA from Enhydra lutris kenyoni (northern sea otter), 3458 nucleotides. RefSeq lists its product as uncharacterized. The coding region runs from base 544 to 2028 and encodes 494 amino acids. The transcript has a single exon. Gene Ontology annotation, biological process: virion assembly. The record is from RefSeq and is a predicted model, not a curated record. NCBI's taxonomy places the organism in Eukaryota, Metazoa, Chordata, Mammalia, Carnivora, Mustelidae. Gene Ontology annotation, molecular function: zinc ion binding; nucleic acid binding.